Messenger RNA from Neurospora tetrasperma FGSC 2508, 1516 nucleotides. RefSeq lists its product as uncharacterized. The record is from RefSeq and is a predicted model, not a curated record. The coding region runs from base 85 to 1281 and encodes 398 amino acids. Gene Ontology annotation, biological process: endoplasmic reticulum to Golgi vesicle-mediated transport; endoplasmic reticulum organization; Golgi organization. NCBI's taxonomy places the organism in Eukaryota, Fungi, Ascomycota, Sordariomycetes, Sordariales, Sordariaceae. Gene Ontology annotation, cellular component: COPII-coated ER to Golgi transport vesicle; endoplasmic reticulum membrane; endoplasmic reticulum-Golgi intermediate compartment. Gene Ontology annotation, molecular function: D-mannose binding. The transcript has 2 exons.
GCCCAGUACCUUGUCAGUGACCUCAGUUUCGGGUUUGGCGCGAGGAUAAACCCCGAUGGCCGCAACACCAUUCCAAACUACUCUAUGCAGGGCAAUCCCAAUGUGCCCGAAUUGCUCUCCAACAAGGUCAUCUUGACCCCUCCCGCGCCCGGUAACCAGCGCGGUGCAGUCUGGGCCGACAAGCCUCUCGAGCACAGAGCCUGGACGACAGACAUCGACUUCCGCGCUAAUGGCCCUGAACGAGGCAGCGGCCUUCUCAACAUCUGGCUUGCCAAGGAUGGCGCCCGCAACAUCGGUUCACAAAGCAUCUACACGGUCGGCAAGUUUGAGGGUUUGGUGCUUGUUGUCAACCAGCACGGCGGAUCGGCAGGCAUGAUCAGGGGCUUCCUGAACGACGGCACUCUCGACUACAGCAAGCGCGACAACGUCGACAACCUCGCCUUCGGCCACUGCUGGUUUGCCUACCGCAACUUGGGCCGUCCUUCGCAAAUCAAGCUGCGCCACAACUCGCAGAACUUCAAGGUCGAAGUCGACGGCCGCCUGUGCUUCGAGAGCGACAAGAUCCACAUUCCCACCGGCUACAACUUUGGUCUUUCUGCCGCCUCCGCCGAGAACCCCGACUCGUUCGAGGUCUUCAAGGUUGUCGUUUUGUCCGAGGACGACAUUGGUGCCGUUCCCAACCAGCAACAGCAGCAACAACAGCAACAGCAACAGCAGCAGCAGCAGUCAGGCGAGAACCAGAAGCCCCUUGGCGGCACGACCCACGGCCGGUCGGGCCAGGCGGCCAUCCAGGACCCGUACGACAACGCAAUCCCGGACGCCGAGGCCAACAGUAUCACGUCGUCCAAGGCGCAGUUCGAGGACUUGCACACGCGCAUUCAGUCCCUCAACCACCACCUCUCGUCCAUCUUCCGGUCCGUGGCCCAGUACGGCGGCAUCGCCGACCAGAACCAUCAGGAGGUUUCGGUCAUGCUGGGCGAGAUGAAGGGGCUCCUGACCAAGCUCGACCGAUUCGCAUCCGUCGAGAACAAGCUCGAAAACUUGGAGCGCGAGGUGCGCAGCAUGCGCUCCGAACUGACGGCCCGCCUCAAGGAGAGCGAGCAUAGCAUCAAGUACCAUGUUACCGAUAAGCACGAGGAUUUGGCAGGUCAUGUGGUCAAGCACGCGGCGCCAGGCCACACAAAGUUAUAUUUGGCGAUCGUAGGCAGUCAGGUGGUGUUAGCCGCGGCGUACUUUCUUUAUAAGAGAAGGAAGGCUGGUGGCCCUAAGAAGUACUUGUGAGGGGAACAAGUCUGACAAGGAUCAGCCGGGAGAGCGAAGUGGAAGGUGUAGGAAGGUGGAAGUAGGAAAAGUGUCCAGGGGUCUGGCCCUCGUUGUUGUAAAUAAUAAAUGGGCCUAAGUACCCCUCGAACUUCGUUGGAUUUGGCUUUUUUUGCAUGGCGUUGUUACUGCGUUUAGGUUUUGUGUUGUGGGUUGAGUGUAGAUUCUCAUAGCGUUGAAUAUUGCGGACGUCUCG